This is a messenger RNA of Chrysoperla carnea, 2018 nucleotides long. It is a transcript of the gene mIF3, whose product is annotated as translation initiation factor IF-3. The transcript is spliced from 2 exons. Gene Ontology annotation, biological process: mitochondrial translational initiation; ribosome disassembly. The record is from RefSeq and is a predicted model, not a curated record. Gene Ontology annotation, molecular function: ribosome binding; translation initiation factor activity. NCBI's taxonomy places the organism in Eukaryota, Metazoa, Arthropoda, Insecta, Neuroptera, Chrysopidae. Gene Ontology annotation, cellular component: mitochondrion. The coding region runs from base 59 to 760 and encodes 233 amino acids.
UAUUCUUCAAAUGUCAUCACAUGUGAUAAAUAUGUAACUAUUUUUAUUUUUUACAAAAAUGUUUUUACGAACUUUAUCAAAUCGUCUUUACAUUACAAAUAUUCAUAAAUACAGUUUGGCAGUAUUUCCUAAUCUGAUUACACAAUUAAAUAACAAAUUUGCUACUUUUGAUAUAAAUCAAACUUCAGUGUCAGAUAAACCAGUUAAGAAAAAAACAGUCCCUGUUCCUAAAAUAACAUUAAUCUUACCUGAAAACAAUGUGUCGAUUACAACAAUUGAAGAAGCUACAAAAAUAUCUAGGAGGCGUGAUUUAAAACUAGUGAAAAUUAUUGAUUUGGAUACGAAAACUGACCGACCUGUGUAUAAGUUAAUGACUGGGGCUGAAUAUCUAGCCGAAGAUUUAAAACGGCGGGCUGAACGCAAAGCUAGCAAACAAGAUUCGUAUAUUAAGGGUGAAAAAUUGUUGACAGUUAGUCAUAAAAUAUCUGAUCAUGAUUUGAAUUCGAGAAUAAGGAAUAUUGAAAAGUGGUUGGCAAAACCUUAUGAGGUUAGGGUGGUAAUUAAUGGUGAAGCUAGUAAUAUGUCCGCUGCUGAAACGAUAUACGAAAAACUUGUAAAACAGUUACAAACAGCUCGAUUCGUACAAAAACGACAAAAGGGCAGUGAUAUACGCUUUCAAAUUUUACCACCAAAACGUGAUAAAGGUUCAGAUAGUAGUAGCAGCAAUAGUAAUAAAAAUUCUGAUAAUAAAAACUUAUGACAACUAAAGAAAAUCGUCAAUUUUAGUUUAGUAUGCUCUAGCGUAUUACUUUUAAAAUAUGUUUUGUGGUAUCGAUUUUUAAAAACGUCGAAUCCUGAACAAUCCUUAUCCGAAAAAAUGAAUACUUAUUAUUAUAGCUUUCUGCUGUUUUGUUUACUGAACAUACGCUAAUUUUGUUUUAGAUUUUUAAGUCUUUUUUUGCAUUUUUUGGUUAAAACUUAAGACUUAAACGUACUGAGGAAUUUGCUACGGAAAGUUUUUUUAUUGCUCUGAUUAUUGCGUUUUACAGGUGAAGCUAUGAAGCAAGUCUUGUGGUACGGAAAAUCGCGUGUAAACGUGGCCUUAAGAAUUUAGCUAGAUUGCUUCUACCUAACACAGUGUAUAUGUUAAGGGCAUCUAUUAUAGCUAGAUUGGUUCGUAACUGCAUUCAAAGGCUGCAUUUACAAAGUCGGGAGAGAGAACGUAUGUAAUAAGGACGUAAACUCGAGUGGAGAGGAUAGCAGGAAAAAAGGCGCCCAUCUGGGCAAGGUCUAGUCCUCUCGGUCGUUGCGCACUUUUUACUGUGCAUCAGGCUGUCUUUUGUUUUCAAUUUAUUGAAAGUGAAAUUAUGUUUUCAAUCACUUAGACAGCCUGAUGCGCGGUACAAAGCACGCAAUGACCGAUGACUAGAGCCCGCCCAGAUAGGCGCCUCAAAUUCAGCCACGGGCGCUUAUAGCUCGGUAUAGGGAGUAUUAUAUCUUUAUUAUAUAUGUUCUUGGUCGGGAGUUAUAACUUAUCUAUUAACCACGGCUUAAGAUGUAGCAAGUAAUCUAGUUAGAACAACUUUUGGGAGAAAUUCUAACCACCAAAAAAGGAAACAAUUCUUUGAUGUAUGUUAUUUUUUAUUGCAUAUAAGUUGCUCGAUUCAGAGAAUUUGUGUUUCAAAAGGCCAUCGAUUUUUGUUUUUCGUUCUAGUCAGGUUUCCGUUUUAUUAGUCAGGAUUCCAUUUUAUAGAAACAGGAAAUUUAAGAGAAAUUAAUAUUUCAACGAAAAUCUAGUAAAAUUAUAAAAGUUUUGGGUUAAAAUCUAAUUUAAUUUGUAUUAAACAUGCAUUUUUACGCGUCUGCGGGUAUGAUGCAGAGCAUCCAUUUUAAAAAGGCGCAUAAUAUCAACUAAGUGUUUUCUAACCAGGGACACGAAUUAAAUUGGGCAAGAAAUAAAGAUCGAUCACAAAUUUAUAUUAAUUCUACGUUUAAAAUUUAUUUUGAAAAAUUUGUAC